AUGUCGAACCACUAUGAUACGAACGGACUAGUAUCUGCCACAGUCCUUGCAGCGAAAUAUCUGAGCGACUAUAAACGUACCCACAGGAAUGAUAUCCCCCUCCGCCAGCCACAAUCCACUAACCCUGGACAGAUAUCCACCUCUAACGCAGGUACGCCACAUAGUACGACCCCCAACGAGCGAUAUCGAUCGACAUCUGAUUCUCUCCCACGAGGCCGCUCUCCGUCAAGGGGCCGCAAUGACCGUGGCCGCAGCCGUACGCCUGCGUCCACCCGCGAACAAUGCACGAAGUGUGGCCUCCGCCACUGGGGGGCGAAUUGCCCGGUCUGUGAGAUCUGCCACAAGACCGCCAUUUCAGCCGCAGCGACCACCAAACAGGAAGGAUUGUCGGAUGACGAGUGGACAGGGCCAGGCACGAAUGCAUGGUGCGAGGACUUGGCGGUCCGUAUAUACAACGACAAGGGAACCCGACCAGUCAUGCUGACACGAUCAUUUGUAAUAUCACACAACUUUAGCCUACACACAAUGGACACCGUCUAUAUAUCGGGCUUUGCGGGUGAUGGACGAAUGACAAUCAACACGCGUACCGAGGUCACCCUCCUGCUGGAGGUGCUGGACCUCGACGGCAAACCAAUUACCCUAUGGGUACCUGAUGAUUGCGAUGUUUUACUAGGCUUGGAACAGCUGCAAACAGAACGGUUGGGGAUUGGAUGGGAUGAGUCCACAUCUCUCCCAACGUUCCGCCUCCAGCUUCCACGCUCCUUGAUGAUGAAUUUCUUAGCUUACAGGCCGCCGGAGAUUCUCUACAACCUUGACCGCACCAACCGGGACCCCUACAUCCCGGAUAGCCCGUUAGAUGAAUACGAUUUUACGGGCCUGGACUAUAUGGGCCGGAUACGCAACAUGUCCCCAGCGGAGGUAGACGCCCUACAGUGUAAUAGCCGGGCCUCCACACUAGACUCUAUGUUAUAA
Molecule: messenger RNA, 972 nt
Organism: Sphaeroforma arctica JP610
Lineage: Eukaryota; Ichthyosporea; Ichthyophonida
Exons: 2
Coding region: 1-972 (323 amino acids)
Source: RefSeq, a predicted model, not a curated record